Molecule: messenger RNA, 3443 nt
Organism: Paramecium sonneborni
Lineage: Eukaryota; Ciliophora; Oligohymenophorea; Peniculida; Parameciidae
Source: the annotation of a GenBank genome assembly
AAAUUAAAUGUUUGGAGAUACAUUUGAAACAAUAGAGGAUUAAUUAAAUCCACAAAUAACAACAUAUGAAACAAGAAUGGCUAGAAAUUGUGCGGAUUAGAUGGAAUUACCUGAGCUUGAAAGAAUAAAACAUUUUGCUGGUUUGAAGAAUUAAGGUGCCACAUGUUACUUGAAUAGUUUGAUUUAAUCUUAUUACAUGUGUCCUGAGUUUAGAAAAGUGAUAUUGUAAUUACCUUUAUGUAAGGAGACAAUAGAAGAUUCAGCAAAUUUGGCAUAAAAUGAGAGCAGGAAUAGAUUUUUAUUGGAGUUUUAGAAGUUGUUUAUUUAAUUGUAGGAUUUACAAUCGAAAGCAACAUCAACAGAAGCAUUAACAUCUAGUUUUGGUUGGAAUGAUGGUCAAUAAAUGUGGUAAUAGGAUGUAUCAGAUGCAAAUAAGUAAAUAUGAUAUAAUAAUAUAAAAAGAGUAUUAUUUGAGACACUUGAUCGAUCAUUAUAUGGUACUCCUUAUGUAAUAGCACCAUUUUACAAAGGAGUAGUAUUUCAUCAUAUAACUUGUUUGAAUUGUAAUAAUUCUCAUGGUAAUGAGGAGAUAAUAUAUGAUUUGAAUAUUUAGGUGGAGGGAAAUAAAAAUAUAUCAGAAGGAUUAUUUGGUUAUAUAAAUCCAUUUUUAUUGGAUGGAAAUAAUUAAUAUUUUUGUGAGAUAUGUGGUAUGAAGGUAUAUAAAAUGGAAUAUAAAAAUGAUAGGUAGAUGCAUUAAAAGGAGAUAAGAUACGUAAAUUACCACCAAUAUUGACUAUAACAUUAAAUCGAUAUACUUUUGAUUUUGAGAAGAUGCAAAGAAUAAAAUUAAAUGAUAGAUUUGAAUUUCCAUUAGAAUUGGAGAUGGGAAUAUAUUUGGAGAAUCCAGUAGACAAUUUAAUAUAUGAAUUAUAAGGAAUAAUAAUUCAUAGAGGUAAUGCACAUGGAGGACAUUAUUUUGCUUACUUUAGAGAUUUAUUAGAUGAAGGAGAUUGGCAAUCACAUAUAGCAGAAUAUUGGUAAGAGAAAGAAGAUAUUAAAUAAUAAAAAAAGAAUGUAGAUGAAGUUGAUUAUGAUGAAGUUUAAUUACCAUUUGAAAUUACUAAUCCUAAAGUAGCUUAGGGAUGGUAUAAUUUUAAUGACAGUUCAGUUAUUCCUAUACCUGUUAAUAAAAUAUAAUAGUAAUAUUAAGGAUCAGAGAGUGCAUACAUUCUGAUAUAUAGAGAUAGAAAUUUAAUACCAUCAAAAUUAUCUAGUGAAUAAAUCCCUAAAUAUCUUUAUGAUUAUGUUAAUCAAUUAAAUUAAAAGAUUUUAAAAGAAAGAUUAGAAUACGAAGAAGCUAAAAAACAUAUCAUUAUAACUGUUACAGAUUCUUCAGUUGUUGAUUUAACUAAUCAUAAACUACUUGAUGAAAAAUAUGAUAAAAUUACAUACAAAUUAAAGUUAUCAUCUACAGUUUCAGAAUUAUAUUCAUAGAUUAAUAAACAUGAAUAUUAACUUUUAGAAUUCUAAGAAAAUUAUUAAACCAAAUUAUUACAUUUCCCAAGAUAUCUAUCAAAUCUUAAUAGCACAUUAGAAGAAGAAAAAGUUGGUCAUCAAUCUACUUGGGUUUUAAUUAAAAAAGAUUUAGAUAUUCCUUAAGUGGGAUUAUAAAAAGUACCUUAUAAACUUAAUUUGAUUAUUAAUAACAAACCAUAAGCUUUUCUUUUAUAUACUUCUACAACUUUAUUAGAAUUAAAAUAAUUAGUAUUUGCUUUAACUGGUCUGAAUGAAACAGAAUAAGAAUUAAGAAAUGUAUAAAAUUAAAAAAUAAUAUCUGAUUUAUCUAAUGAAACAUAAUUGGGUGAGUUGUAAUUAACACUUGAAACAUAGAUUUUGGUUAAGAAGAAGGCUUAAGUUUAGAAUGUAAGUAAGAAUGAUAAUAAGAAUGAGAAGGAUUAAAAUUAAUAAGUUGGAGAUGAUAUAGUUUCAAUUAUUGCUGAAAAAGAAGAUUAAGUUGGAGUUUCUAAAUUUUGUAAUUAUUUUCUAAAUAUGUUUUAGAUGUUAAUAUUAAUUAGACAGUGUAAGAAUUAAUAGAAUUUUUAAAAGAAUAAUUUGGAAUAAAUGAUAUUUGUAGAUUAAGAAAUCUAAAUGGAUCAAUAUUAUUUUGCAAAAGUGAUCUUCCAAUUUAAUUGAAGGAAUUUCAAGAUUUUAGAGAAGGGUAAAUUAAGAUUGAAAUUAUUAUAGUGGAGCAAGAUUACAAUUAGAGAAAGGAGAAGUUCCUGAAACUGGAAAGAUAUCACUUAUAAUAAAGUAUAAAGAAUAGAAUUUAGAAAUACAUGUUAAUCCAAAAUUAGAUAAAAUUGAAUCAAUUAAAAUAGAAUCAUGCAAAUAAUUUAAUGUUGAACCUACUUAACAUAAAUUGUAUAAAGUAGAUUGGUUAUAAGUACCAUCAGAAGGAUUAAGUGAUGAAAAUAAAACUAUUACUUAAUGUUAUUUAAGAGAUAGAGAUUUACUUAUAUUAUGUGAUAAGUCUGCUUAAAUUGAUUGUGAACUAAUAAGGUUUUAAAUAUAUUCUACAAUUACUGGUUAUCCUGAUGAUUGUGUAUUUUAAAGACAUGAAGCUAUGAGAAAGGAUGCUACACUUAAAGAUUUAAAACAAAUGAUUAUUUCUACUUUUGAAUUAAAUAUAGAUAUUGAUCAUUUGAGAGUUAGAGAUAUCAAUAAAAAUAGAUUCUUUGGAUAAGUAUUUAGAAAAUUAGAUUUACCUUUAUAAAAGUAUUAAUUCUCUACGAAUGACAUUGUAUAUUAAGUAUUGACUAAACCUGAAAAUUUAUAAGAUGAUGAAAUGCUUUUAUUAAUUAAAGAGAGAGAUCCUAUUAAUAGAAUAUAUAAAUAACAAUAAGAAUUUAUAUUUAAAGUUUCCAAAACUCCAACUUUAAAAGAAUUAAAAGAGUAAAUAUAAGUAUUUGUUGGAAUUGAUAAAGAAACUUAAAUUGAAUUAGCUAAGUUUGUUUUCUAUGAAUUUUAAUGGUUACACAUUAAUCCUAAUAUUAUUUCAAAGUAAUUAUAAGGUAAAGGUAAGUAAGGUAAUAAAUAAGGAAAUCAAAAUAACAAACAAGGUAAAAAUAAUCAAUAAUAAUAAUAAUAAUAAUAAUAAUAAUAAUAAAGUGCUUGUGAAAAUUUAAAGAAAAACCCAAUAAAUUUAGGAGAAGGAGGUAAUGUUUAUUAAAUUAUAUUUGAUUAGAUUUUAUUGGGUUUAGAUUAGGCAAUUAUCCAAAGGAUGAUUUCUAAACAAAAGAAGAUAAUGAUGUAUAUUUAUGAUAUAUUUAUAAUUUGAUUAGCUAAGAGAGAGAAUGAUUGCUGCUCGUAAAAAUAAGCAUAAUGCCUUAGGACCUAUUAAAAGACAACAAGAAGUAGGAUUUGUUGUAGAUAUUGAAUGAGAU